GGCGGGGCGGGCAGAGCCGCAGGAUGCGCCCGAAGGAGCCGCGGUCGCUCCGCCCGUAGCAGCACCGAGUCCGGCCCGGCGCGGCCUGCACUGACCGGAGACGCUGCCCAGCGCCCCGGGGCUCCCCGUGCUCGGUGACCGGGGGGGCGGGCCCCGGGGCCUGGGGGGGAAACGGCUGCUCUACGAACGGGGGGAGCCAGCGGGGCUGAGCGGCCAUGAGGUGAGCGGAGAGCGGAGCCCAGCACAGAGCAGCCCCGAGGGACGGACAGAGCGCAGCCAUGGCAUCUGAAGAGGCCUCGCUCCGGGCUUUGGAGAGUUUGAUGACAGAGUUCUUCCACAAUUGCACAACAAACGAGAGGAAGCGGGAGAUAGAGGAGCUUCUAAAUAAUUUCGCCCAGCAAAUUGGAGCCUGGAGGUUCUGCCUCUAUUUCCUGUCAAGCACAAGGAAUGACUACGUGAUGAUGUACAGUCUGACUGUGUUUGAGAACCUAAUCAAUAAGAUGUGGCUUGGGGUCCCAUCUCAAGAUAAAAUGGAGAUCCGCAGCUGCCUGCCCAAGCUCCUGCUAGCUCAGCACAAAACUCUGCCUUACUUCAUCAGGAACAAACUCUGCAAAGUCAUUGUGGAUAUUGGCCGACAGGACUGGCCGAUGUUCUACCACGACUUUUUCACUAACAUCUUACAGUUGAUUCAGUCUCCUGUGACCACUCCUCUGGGACUGAUCAUGUUGAAAACAACCUCGGAAGAAUUGGCGUGUCCACGCGAGGAUCUGAGCGUAGCCCGCAAGGAAGAGCUACGUAAGCUGCUGCUGGACCAGGUGCAAACUGUGCUUGGACUCCUCACAGGUAUUUUGGAAAGCAUCUGGGACAAACACAGUGUUACUGCUGCCACUCCACCACCAUCCCCAACUUCAGGAGAAAGUGGUGACCUGCUGAGCAGCCUGUUGCAGAGUCCCAGCGCAGCCAAAUUACUGAACCAGCCAAUCCCCAUCCUUGACACGGACAGUGAAUACAUCUGCUCCCUGGCGCUGGAGUGUCUGGCCCAUCUCUUCAGCUGGAUCCCUCUGUCCACCAGCAUCACCCCCUCGCUCCUCACCACCAUCUUCCACUUUGCCCGCUUUGGCUGUGACACACGUGUCAGGAAGAUGUCAUCGGUCAAUGGCAGCAGCCAGAAUGUGGGGCUGGGAGCAGAACGGGGCCGGCUGGGCGUCUUGGCCAUGUCCUGCAUCAAUGAACUGAUGUCCAAGAACUGUGUGCCUAUGGAGUUUGAGGAGUAUUUGUUACGGAUGUUCCAGCAGACUUUCUACCUCCUGCAGAAGAUUACUAAGGAGAAUAACGCCCAUACGGUGAAGAGCCGGCUGGAGGAACUGGAUGAAAGCUACAUUGAGAAGUUUACGGAUUUCCUUCGUCUCUUUGUGAGCGUCCAUCUACGAAGAAUUGAAUCCUACUCCCAGUUCCCCGUGGUUGAGUUUCUGGCACUGUUGUUCAAAUACACUUUUCAUCAGCCUACCCACGAAGGUUACUUCUCUUGCUUAGACAUCUGGACGCUCUUCUUGGACUACCUGACCAGCAAAAUUAAGAGCCGUCUGGCUGACAAAGAAGCAGUGCUCAACAGGUACGAAGACGCCUUGGUUCUGUUGCUGACAGAGGUGUUGAAUCGAAUCCAGUUCAGGUAUAACCAGGCACAGCUGGAGGAGCUGGAUGACGAGACACUGGAUGAUGAUCAGCAAACUGAGUGGCAGCGGUACUUGCGCCAAAGUUUGGAAGUGGUUGCAAAAGUCAUGGAGCUCUUGCCAACUCAUGCCUUCUCCACACUAUUUCCAGUUCUGCAGGAUAACCUGGAAGUUUAUCUGGGACUCCAGCAGUUUGUGGUCACAUCAGGGACAGGUCACAGACUGAACAUCACUGCAGAGAAUGACUGCCGUCGUUUGCACUGCUCCCUGAGGGACCUGAGCUCCUUGCUGCAGGCUGUUGGGCGUUUAGCAGAGUACUUCAUUGGGGAUAUGUUUGCUGCCAGGUUUAAUGAUGCUCUCACGGUGGUAGAGAGGUUGGUGAAAGUAACGCUGUAUGGAUCCCAGAUUAAACUGUACAACAUUGAAACUGCAGUACCAUCUGUAUUGAAACCCGACCUUAUUGAUGUCCACGCUCAGUCCCUGGCUGCACUGCAAGCCUACUCACACUGGCUGGCACAGUUCUACAGUGAAGUGCAUCGGCAGAACCCGGAGCAGUUCAUCUCUCUUGUCUCCACAGCUCUGGAGGCCAUCACACCCCUCAUCAGUUCAAAGGUGCAGGAGAAGUUGCUGCUGUCUGCGUGCCACCUGCUGGUCUCCUUAGCCACUACGGUGCGACCGGUGUUCCUGAUCAGCAUCCCUGCAGUGCAGAAGGUGUUCAACAGAAUCACAGACACUUCUGCCCAGCGGCUUCCUGAUAAGGCCCAGGUGCUGGUGUGCAGAGCGCUAUCAAAUGUAUUGUUGCUACCUUGGCCAAAUCUUCCGGAGAGUGAGCAGCAGUGGGCGGUUCGCUCCACCAACCACACCAGCCUCAUCUCUGCCCUCACCAGGGACUAUCGCCAAUUGAAAUCCAAUGCUAUAUUGCCACAGAGGAAAGUGCAGAUGGAGGACACCAAAGUGAUCAUCCAUCAGACGCUCAGCGUUUUAGAAGAUAUUGUAGAAAGUAUCUCUGGAGAAUCCACCAAAUCUCGGCAGAUCUGUUAUCAGUCGCUGCAAGAAUCCGUGCAGGUCUCACUAGCCCUCUUCCCAGCUUUCAUUCAUCAGUCAGAUGUGACGGAUGAGAUGCUGAGCUUCUUCCUCACUUUGUUUCAAGGACUGAGAGUGCAGAUGGGAGUGCCUUUCACUGAGCAGAUCAUACAGACUUUCCUAAAUAUGUUCACCAGAGAGCAGCUGGCAGAGAGCAUCCUCCAUGAGGGCAGCACUGGCUGUCGGGUGGUGGAGAAGUUUCUGAAAAUUCUGCAAGUGGUGGUGCAGGAACCAGGCCAAGUAUUCAAGCCUUUUCUACCCAGUGUCAUUUCACUGUGCAUGGAGCAGGUGUACCCCAUCAUUGCGGAGCGCUCAUCUCCUGAUGUGAAAGCAGAGCUGUUCGAGCUGCUUUUCAGAGUCCUCCAUCACAACUGGCGGUACUUCUUCAAAUCCAGUGUUCUGGCCAGUGUCCAGAGGGGAGUGGCAGAAGAGCAGAUGGAGAAUGAAGCACAGUUCAGUGCCAUCAUGCAGGCAUUUGGUCAGUCCUUCCUGCAGCCCGACAUUCACCUGUUCAAGCAAAAUCUCUUCUACCUGGAGACACUGAACACCAAGCAGAAGCUGUACCACAAGAAGAUCUUUCGGACAACCAUGCUGUUCCAGUUUGUGAACGUGCUGCUCCAGGUGCUCGUCCACAAAUCCCACGACCUGCUGCAGGAGGAGAUUGGCAUUGCCACCUACAACAUGGCCUCGGUGGACUUUGAUGGCUUCUACUCAGCCUUCCUCCCUGAGUUCCUGGCCAGCUGUGACGGUGUGGACUCCAACCAGAAAAAUGUGCUGGGAAGGAAUUUCAAAAUGGACAGGGACCUGCCAUCGUUUACCCAGAACGUGCACAGACUGGUGAAUGACCUGCGUUACUACAGACUUUGCAAUGACAGUUUGCCCCCCGGAACUGUGAAACUAUAGUUACUGCACUGGACUCGUGUUCUGAUCACUGUAGGGAACAGAUCCACGUCUCGUUUUUGCCACCACCUUCUCUCCUGGCUGCUUUGUCAGCACUGCGGGUGGGCACAUCUGUUUGGAUUCAUGCACCACGCUUCCUUCUCUCCCAUCCCAAAGGCCGCAGCUGGCUCGGUGCUGGCUGCAGGAUGUGUCUCAGCUCCUAUAUGCGGGGCAUGGCACCUUGCCGGGCUUUGUUCCACCUGCAGAGCACCCAGAGAUGUCAAUGGAGCCGUCUUGAGAGACCUUGUGUGUCCCAAUGGUGAGGCAGGAGCGCCAAAGACUGCUUCAGCCAAUUGAACCUUCAUGUCAUUCCUGCCCCCUCCCCUGCCCAGCUGUGGGAGGAGGAGGAGGGGUCUGUGAUGUGAUGUCGGAACUGUCUGGGCACUUCUGUCACUCCCUUUGUUUUUUAAAUUGCCUUGAAAACCUCCCUGCUGUCAGCGCGGGGAUCAGAGACUUCUUCGGGGGUUUGUUUUGAUUUAAUUUUGUUUUUUAAGACGUUUUCUCAUCAUUCCAUUGUGAUACUAAACCAACGUGCUUCAUGGAAAUAAAGUGCUUACUUCGUUGUUUUAAAGAA
Coturnix japonica (Japanese quail) is the source of this 4266-nucleotide messenger RNA. RefSeq names its product exportin 6 (gene XPO6). Gene Ontology annotation, biological process: protein export from nucleus. The record is from RefSeq and is a predicted model, not a curated record. Gene Ontology annotation, molecular function: small GTPase binding; nuclear export signal receptor activity. NCBI's taxonomy places the organism in Eukaryota, Metazoa, Chordata, Aves, Galliformes, Phasianidae.